AUUUUCUUUUGUCAUUCUUACAGAUACCGCCGCGGAUGGCGCACGUCGCCAAUCGUUUCAAAAAAACAUUUUUUUGUGUUCCGACAUACAAAUAGUCGUUUUUUAUAGAGAUCUGAGAAAAUUCCUUUUAAAAUGAUCGCGGCCCUCUGCACAUUUCUGGCUUUGGUAGCAGUAUCAUUCGAGCAGGACACACGGGACUCGACCCCCAUAUCGCCAUGUCCAAACGUGUUCAUGUAUGAACCACCAGGUUCAGAACAGGGAAGGUGGUAUGGCGUCGUGAACCUGUCCACUGACAGCACUCUGCACUCCCUAUGGCUGAAUAUUGUGCUUGAUAACAAGGCUGAUAUACUUGGGAACUGGAUAGGAGACGUCUCAACGCAAGACAACAAGGACUUCAAAAUUGAGAACGCGGAUAUGCAGAUUAACCCUGGUCCAGCUGUGGCCGUGCGAUUCUUCGUACAGUUUAACCCUUUAAAUAAAACCCCAAGACUACAAGCGAUAAGACUGAACGGACGAGAGAUUUGUAACGCGAAUACUCCUCAACCAGUUAUCAAUGAUAGACCAGAUGUGAUAGAAAGUAGACCUUCUCAAAGGCCGACUAAUGGGAUUGAAUUGAACACGAAGCCGGUGCAGACUCCACCUCGGGAGUCACCUAGACCUGUGUACCCAAGACCAGGGAGUCAACCUUCACCUUCUAAUAUACCAUCGUCAUCAUCAAACCAGGAUCUGGACAGGCCUAACUACGUGCUGACCACACAGAGACCAGACCGCACAAGGAGACCCGUAAGGAAAAAAUGCGAAAGUGUCUCUUGUUUUUUUUCCAGUAGUCCACCCCGGGACACUGAGUACUGGGACGGUCCCGCCGUCAUAGUUCUGCCGGCUCCUGACAAAACUAACACUAAAACACAUGGGGGACAGGCUCAGUGCGGUAAGGUGGUGUUGAACCCAAUCCCAUUGGUGGUCAAUGGAACUCCAACUUUGGAAGGACAGUGGCCGUGGCAGAUAGCUUUGUACCAGACUCAGGUCGGCAACAUAAUAGUCCACCCAGAUUACAAUGCUACAACCUUCAGCCGCGAUGCCGCCAUAUUGGAGCUCAGGGAGACAGUCACAUACAGCGACUGGGUCAGACCUGCCUGUUUGUGGCCAGACUCCGACACAUCCUUGAAAAAUGUCAUCGGGAAAAAGGGAUCGUUAAGCCUAGUCGAGAUGCCGGUAGUCAGCCAGGAGACUUGCAUCAGGUCGUACAGCGAAUUCUUCGUGCGAUUCACUUCCGAGUAUACUUACUGCGCUGGAUACAGAGACGGACACUUCAAUGAACAAACCGGAGUUAGGGAAAGUACUUCAGUCUGCAACGGCGACAGCGGUGGCGGCAUGGUGUUCAGGAUGGGAGGCACGUGGUACCUUCGUGGUCUCGUCUCCUUGUCGGUAGCCAGGCAGAACGAGUACCGUUGCGAUCCGUCCCAUUACGUCAUAUUUACAGACUUAGCCAAAUUCUUGCCAUGGAUCUACCAGAAUGUUUAUGAUUUUUGAUCUUGUAACGUUUUUGAAGACUAAUUUUGUUUACGAAGCGAAUGCUGCUCUGAUCUUGCGUAGGCUACAAUUUUGCACAACUGUUAUUAUUUGCGCAAGUUGGUAUAUUUGCGCAAUUGAUGUUCUGCGCAGAAAUCGUUUGUUUAAUAACAUCUGUUUUCAUUUUGAUAGGUGAAAAUAGUAUUAUCAUUAAUAACUUAAGAUUUAAGACGAGUUUAAAUCACGCUAUAUCUUAUAUCGCCUGAAUAUUUGCUCAUAAUCAUAGAAAUUGGCGAAAAGAAGAAUCAUUAAUUGAAGCCUCCUGAGAUAACCUAAACAAAGUUAGUCUGCAAAUAAAGCUACGCCAUUUUGAAACGGCAGCCAUUUUCUUUUAGUAUAGGUUAUUUCUUUUUAAAUUUAUUGAUAGCAGACGAAUUUAUAAUACGUAAGAAGAAAUGUUAGGAAUAAUUUAUAGAUUUGACAAUAAUGGCAAAAAUAACUUAAGUAAGAAUAAGUAAAACUUGGAGUUUAAAAGGACGUAAAGACAUAAAAUAUAAUGUAAAUGUUGUUACGACUUUUUGAUCUCAAUUAAUCGAUGUUGUCACAGUAAAAAAGUCAUAUCAUUUUUGACUCUUGAAAUGUUAUCAUCACCUUAAUAUUUAAAAGCUACUCUUGUUUUGUUUCUUACGUCUUUCUACAUCUUUUAAAAUACAAAAAGAAAAGAGAUAGAAAGACGAAAACAAUAGAGUAGUUUUCAAGUAGGUAUAUUAGUGCAAAAAGAAUGGAGUUAACCGUUACAUUUGAAUAUGGCAUUAGUAUUCAAGAUGUUAAAGUACAAUUUACUGGAAAAUCUUGACAUGUAGUGUAAUUCCUCCUUUAAAGGUAUUGUGCGCUAGCGAGAGCGAUAAUGACAAUUUAAUUAACGUAAUAUCCUAAGUACCUUAUUAGGGCUUUGACAUAGGUACGAAAUGCUACCUUAUUGUAUCAACAUAAAGCCUAUUUUAUUUAAAUCACAAGAAAAUGUUUUUCUCUUUAUAGAAUUAGUAAUGUCCAACAAAAUGCAUAAUACUGUAGUUUUGAUAUUAAAAUAUUGUAUUUAUUUAGACUGAUAAUUAUAAUUAUGAACAAUCAAUACAUUCCAAUUAUAC
Molecule: messenger RNA, 2657 nt
Organism: Spodoptera littoralis (African cotton leafworm)
Lineage: Eukaryota; Metazoa; Arthropoda; Insecta; Lepidoptera; Noctuidae
Source: the annotation of a GenBank genome assembly